CCAGAUGAGUGGCCAGAUUGCAAGGACGGGGGGGACACCGAUUCACAGGCCACGAGGUGCUGCUGCGUAGGGCAGAGGACGGACCAAUUGCAUUGGUGCCGCAGCUCCCUGCGCUUCUCCCUCCCGCUGCUCCUCUCAACUUCCUAGCUAUUCCCCCUGUCCCGUACUAAAUGCCUCCCUUCUUCUCCUACACCACCCUCCCCUACCAGCUCACGGAGGACCCUUAUCCCAUGCGGAAGUUCUCGGAGUAUUUAGUGGAGCUAACUGACGUGGAGCCGCUGCCUUUCGCCGACGAAGACGCGUGGGAGUUGCACCGGGCGCUGUACAAGUCGGUGACGUUGGAGAUGUUCCGGUUCUUCGUGGAGCACGAAGACCACUGCACCAGGGAGCACUUUGUCGUCUACUACGUCAUCACGCGGCCCAAGCCAGCGGAGAAGGAAGGGACGGUCGCGCUGUACCCAUUCGCCCAGCUCCAGACGAUCGAUCCGGGAUUGUUGGAGCUCAUACACCUUGAGCUCCUCUCCAUUGCGCAGGUGAUCGUGAGCGAGGAGGAGGAGAUCCAAUCGCGGUUGCGGACGGCGACGGCCCCACGGAGAACGUACAACGCGGUCGUCAUCCCGGAUUACAUUGCGCAGGGCACGGAGAGAUUGGAGGACUUCCCGGAGGAAAGGCCGUUGCGGCCUCCAUCGUCGUAUCCCCGACCGGCGCCACCGAAGGCCGCCAAGAAGACGCCGAAGAGGAAGAGGCGCCACCCAUCGCCAGGGGCGCAAGGCAGCAGGAUCGGCGGCGGCGAGGAGGUGAUUCAGACCCCCCGUCCUCGCAGGACCUCUUUGUUCCCGCCAGCCACCCCGGGGUGCCCCGGUCAUUGACAUUAGUAGUUCAUUUGAGC
Messenger RNA from Chara braunii, 889 nucleotides. NCBI's taxonomy places the organism in Eukaryota, Viridiplantae, Streptophyta, Charophyceae, Charales, Characeae. The record is from the annotation of a GenBank genome assembly.